AGCACACAUAUUAACAGCGAUAGUACGGGCACAGACUGCUCUGUGCUCAGUUAGCGGCACAAUGAGCCCACACCGGAAACACGAGCCGCUCGUUUGGCUGCGCGUGCUGCCAUCACUGCGCGGCGCUAAAUACCGUCACUGCGAUCCACGCGGACAGAGUUCCCAAAGACUUACCGGAGCUGGCUGGGCUCAUCUGCACCCUGCGGUGUGACAGUAUCAAGCUCCUGAACCAACUCCUAAUUUAAGACUGGGAUGUCGGAAGCAGCAGAGAAGGACCUGUAUGCUGUCCUGGGAGCCAGCUCCUCAGACUCAGUCCAUCAGCUCAAACACAGAUAUCAGCAGCUGGCCUUACAGUACCACCCUGACCGUCUUGGAGGGGAGGGAUCUUUGGAAGUAGAGUCGGGUGUGAAGAAGUUUCUGGAGGUGGAUGCAGCCUGGAGGAUCCUUAGUGACCAGAACACCAGGAGACAUUAUGACCUGCAGCGCAGAGCACAGGAACUGAAACAGGACUGGCCAGUGGAUUCUACAGUCUAUCUCGAGGACAUGACCUGGGACCAGGAUGAGGGUGUGCACACGUAUAGUUGUCGCUGUGGAGGAGGCUACAUCGUCUCAGAGGCAGAAGUGGAGGAGGAAACAAAAAGAAGGCAGCAGGGUGAUACAGAGGAAGAAGAGCACAGAGGAGUGGUUGUCUGCUGUGAUACUUGUUCCCUCAGUGUUUAUGUCACAUGGUCAUUACAUACAAAGGCUCAAAUGUUGAAUUGUCAAUAAUAAUACUUGUUUGGAAACCUUUCACCUGUUACGCUGCUGAGCUUGACUACAAAACAAUGACGUUACCCAUCAAAUCGAAGCAUGAUGUUGGUUGUUUGAGGUAGAUAGUGGGAGACUAAGAAAAUGUAUUUUUAUAGUAAAGCACCUUUCAGGAGUAGAUAUCACAAAGUGCUUCACAAUACAGAAUGAAAGAGGAAAUACUGUACCCUACCAUAAUACAGUUAUGACAUCAAGCUAUGGACAUAAAAAGAAUAAGCUGGGUGUAGUGUUCCACAGCUGGUAGAAAACCAAAGGAGCGAACCAAACCAGCCAACAUGUUGAUCAAGACUCAGGUCCUUGGAACAAGAGUUCCCUUCUCAUCUCAGACUUUGUGUUCAAAUCUCCAUCACCUUUAUAAGGUCAGCGUCAGGGCUGUCUCACUGACAACAGGCUGUGUAUGUGUGAAGAUGAAUGUUACUUAGCUGCCCUCCCUUUAGUGAAAAAUGGCUUAUUAGCAGUGAUGGAUGUGAACACCACAUGGAGGGUAAGGGCAAGUGCAUGUGUGAUCUGACCUAUGCCACUUUUGGGGAUGAACUAUGAAGGUAUUAUUGGUGCAAAAGUUUUGAGCACCUAUAACAGAGGAAUUUUUAGUUGUGUACAGUGAUUGUGUAUGUGUAUCAGUAAAUGUGGUCGUGGUGUGUGGUCACACACACUAUGA
This is a messenger RNA of Acanthopagrus latus (yellowfin seabream), 1465 nucleotides long. RefSeq names its product DnaJ (Hsp40) homolog, subfamily C, member 24 (gene dnajc24). The coding region runs from base 253 to 768 and encodes 171 amino acids. Gene Ontology annotation, biological process: positive regulation of ATP-dependent activity. The record is from RefSeq and is a predicted model, not a curated record. Lineage: Eukaryota; Metazoa; Chordata; Actinopteri; Spariformes; Sparidae. Gene Ontology annotation, molecular function: ATPase activator activity; ferrous iron binding. The transcript is spliced from 6 exons.